Triticum turgidum subsp. durum (durum wheat) is the source of this 1146-nucleotide messenger RNA. The record is from the annotation of a GenBank genome assembly. NCBI's taxonomy places the organism in Eukaryota, Viridiplantae, Streptophyta, Magnoliopsida, Poales, Poaceae.
AUGAACAUGAGGAAAAUUAAUGCAGUGGCAUGCAGGCAUCCAUCACAUUACACUAAUUUUAACUCCGAGUACCUCAUCCACUUUGGCAUCGACACGCCGCGCCCGCAGCAUGUGGCGCUGACGCUCGACACCGGCAGCGACCUCAUCUGGACGCAGUGCUUCUGCCAGGUCUGCUUCCCACAGCCGUUCCCGGAGCUGGAUACCUCCGCCUCCGGCACAGCCCGCGGCGUCUCCUGCUUUGACCCCCUCUGCGUGCAGGGGGGCUUCUCGCUCUCCGGGUGCGCCGUCGGCGACAACUCCUGCGUCUACACCGACUCGUACGGCGACAACUCGAUCACGACGGGGAGGAUGUACCAAGACACCUUCACCUUCCAGCAGGCGGCCAACGGCAAGGUCGCGGUCGUGCCCAACCUCCGGUUUGGUUGCGGCAUGUUCAACACCGGGACCUUUGGAUCAAACGAGUCCGGCAUCGCCGGCUUCGGCCGGGGGGUGUUGUCUCUGCCGUCACAACUCAAGGUCGGCAGGUUCUCCCACUGCUUCACCACCAUCGUGGAGUCCAGGCCCAGCCCCGUGUUCCUGGGCACGCCGGACAACCUCGAAGCGCAGGCCACGGGACCUAUCCAAUCCACCCAGCUGGUGCGGAACCCCAAAUCCAAUCACUACUACCUUUCGCUCAAAGGCAUCACCGUCGGCAAGACGCGGCUGCCCUUUGACGCGUCGGCGUUCGCGCUCAAGGGCGACGGCUCCGGCGGGACGAUCAUCGACUCCGGCUCGGCCCUGACGAGCUUCCCGGAGGCCGUGUACCGGAGCCUCGUGGAGGCGUUCGAGUCGCAGGUGCCGCUGCCAGUCAACAAAAACAACACCGCCGAGCACGUUGGCUUGUUGUGCUUCACCGUCUCGCCGAAGAAGAAGGAGACCGCGAUGCCGAAGCUGAUCCUCCACCUGGAGGGCGCGGACUGGGACCUCCCACGGGAGAACUACGUGAUGUACACCGAGGAGGACGGGCUGUGCGUGGUGGUAAAUUCGGCGGGCGAGGACAGCAGGUCGCUCAUAGGCAACUUCCAGCAGCAGAACACGCACGUCGUCUACGACCUGGAGCACAAUAUGCUGCUCUUCGUGCCCGCGCGCUGCGACAAGCUCCUGUGA